AUGGUUCGUGUUCCUGCAUCGCUUUCUCCGGCUAGGACGAGAAGUAACCGUACAUACGGUAUUCAGCAUGUCCGCCGUAACAACUUUGUCAUGAGCCAGCCCAAUAGUGUGUUGGCGUAUCUUCAAUCUUACAAAUCGGAUUCGUCUGAGGAGGAAGAGGAAGUACCCGCACCUACUGCACCAGCUCCAUCUUCAGCUCUUCCAUCGACAACUACAGGUAAUGUCAUUUUAUUUGAGAAUACUUCCACUGCACCUUCUACUUCCAGGGUUCGUUUCGAAGCACCGUCAACUAGCCAGGCCACAGGAACAGACGAUCCAACAUCUACCCAGAGACUUCAUGGUUUCUCGAUGAGUCAUGGAUUCCGCGCAAUCCAAAUCAACGAUGAUGACGAAGAAGAAGCAAUGGACAUCGGCGAUGGUUUCAGUGGUGCUGAUGAAUCAGACACUUCGGAUGAUGAUGAACUUCAACGACCUUCCGCACAGCCAGCACAUGUUGUUCAGCCCAGUUCUAUCGAGGCCUACGAAUCAACAAAACCUUACUACUUCUUGUCGGCAAAGAAAAAGAGCAAUGGAGAAUACAACAAAAAGAUGGCACUUGGAGGAUACACAUAUCUAUUAGGUAAGCUUUUUUUAUCGUUUUAUGAUUUUGAUUUUAGACCGAACUAAGGCAUCUUGGAUUUGUUGUCGUAAGAAUAUGUGCGGUGGUCGGGUCAGGAUUGUUGGCGAGGCCGCUGAAGAAGUUACUGCUCACAACCAAUUCUGUGCACCCAACAUUGAAAGAGUCAGAGCGGAAAUGCUGAAGUCAAAAAUCUACGACAGCGCCAAGAAUUCCACUGAAGCUCCACGAAAGUUGAUAGGAACCAAAGUACAGACAACUGGGGACCUAGAAGUCCUUUCCCAACUACCGAGCAAGAAGUCGAUGACCAGAGCCAUCAACAAAAUUCGUCAGCGGAUUGGAGGAUGUUGA
Messenger RNA from Bursaphelenchus xylophilus (pine wood nematode), 967 nucleotides. NCBI's taxonomy places the organism in Eukaryota, Metazoa, Nematoda, Chromadorea, Rhabditida, Aphelenchoididae. The record is from the annotation of a GenBank genome assembly.